AUGGAUGCUUUCAAUUUUGGCACUGAAAAAAUGGAUAACAGAGUGAUUCUGAUAUUCCACAGUUUCAAAAACGUCGCAAAGCUUUUUCGAAUCGUUGAGCUUUGUGUUGGAGUUUUUGUGCUCUUAUGGAGUUCUACUCGCUUGCCUUUUGCUGUAAAAAUCUCCAGCGAGUAUUUCCGGCAACUUAUUGCUACAAUACUUAGCCCUCUUUUCAUUUUCCUUAUUAGCAACGUCAUCGUUCUCACUCUCUUCUUCAAAUCCAGCCGAUUUUCUGGCGAUUCCUCAACUGUUUGUAAUAGCACUGAAACUGAACUCUACAACUCAUUCGUUCAAAAGGAAGAAGACCGCUCCGGCAAUCUCACCGCCGGAAACUCUUCUUCCGUGCUGGAGCAUCGGGAAGAGACAGUCUACCAAGACAAACGGACUAUACUUGAAGCGAAUGCUCAGACGACUGCGGAAUCAGAUGGUUCCGAAGAAACAGAGAAGGAAACUGGAAAGGAAUUUUGUUCACAAAUUCCACGGAGAACUAAAUCGGAGAAAUUUGAAAGGGGAAGUAACAAGGAUAUAUACGGAAAGCUACGUAGAUCGGAGACGGAGAAGUGCCGGAAAAUGGAUAACUCCGGUGAUUCAUCGGAAACGGUAUAUCCAGUUGAUGAAUUAAGCAAUGAGGAGUUUCAGAAAGCCAUUGAGGAUUUCAUUGCCAGACAAAUCAAAUUUCAUCAGGAAGAGAAGUUAGCUAUUGUUCUUCAUAGCUAA
This is a messenger RNA of Capsicum annuum, 756 nucleotides long. RefSeq lists its product as uncharacterized. NCBI's taxonomy places the organism in Eukaryota, Viridiplantae, Streptophyta, Magnoliopsida, Solanales, Solanaceae. Bases 1 to 756 code for a protein of 251 amino acids. The record is from RefSeq and is a predicted model, not a curated record. The transcript has a single exon.